Molecule: messenger RNA, 810 nt
Organism: Laccaria bicolor S238N-H82
Lineage: Eukaryota; Fungi; Basidiomycota; Agaricomycetes; Agaricales; Hydnangiaceae
Exons: 5
Coding region: 1-810 (269 amino acids)
Cellular component (GO): spliceosomal complex; intracellular anatomical structure
Molecular function (GO): RNA binding
Source: RefSeq, a predicted model, not a curated record
AUGAGCGGGGGAUCCUUCGGGUAUCCUCAUCCCCCUGACGCGGUCAAGUUUCAGAAAUACUUCAACCUUCGCUUCGAUACGCCAGCCCCACUAUUGCGAACACACCCAGUUGAGAUCUUUUACAUGCAGGAGCCCGAGCGCAAUUUUGUGGACGCAGCCAUAAACACUAUUCUAAUGAAUCGUGCUGAAGAUCCAGGCAACAUACUACUCUUUCUAACAAGUGAAGAGCAAAUUGGGGAUGCCUGCAAGAAAAUAAAGCUGGAAGCAGAUGAACUAGUGAACUGGCAUUCGGAGGCCAACAGCAGCGGAUCCCAACCUCUGACUCCGGGCGGUCCUCCCGGUCCGAAAGUCGUUGUGCCAACCAACAUUGCGGAGACAUCAUCAACUGCUGACGGCAUAGUUUACGUCGUCGAUGCCGGCUUCUUCGAGGAAAAAGUAUAUAACCUCGUGCACGGGUGGAGUCUCUUAUUGAGACGCCUGCCUCGAAAGCUUCGGCUCAAUAGUGGGGUGGUAGAGCUAGCAGGAUUCGACCUGGGAAGUGCUUCUGCCUACACCACGCAUCCUGAUAUCUCGAGCCUGUGCAACUUGGCGAGUACGGCGCUGGAGCUAUUCAAGCUAGGUAUAACAGAUCUCGUUUAUUUUGAUUACUUGGGAAACAGGUUGGUCUACAACAAAUUUGGUCUCCAUGCGCCACAAACUUUGGUCUCCAUGCGCCAUCCAAUGUUGGACUCAGUUUGCGAAGAUCAACGAAAUACUCUUACUAUGCCCUAUCAAUACCUCGGCACCCCCUCUCAGUCGGCACAUCUUUGA